Castor canadensis (American beaver) is the source of this 942-nucleotide messenger RNA. RefSeq names its product olfactory receptor 2J3-like. Lineage: Eukaryota; Metazoa; Chordata; Mammalia; Rodentia; Castoridae. Gene Ontology annotation, biological process: G protein-coupled receptor signaling pathway. Gene Ontology annotation, cellular component: membrane. Gene Ontology annotation, molecular function: olfactory receptor activity; G protein-coupled receptor activity. The record is from RefSeq and is a predicted model, not a curated record.
AUGAAUGAUGAUGGGAAAAAUGUAAGUUCUGAAGGCUACUUUAUUUUAUUGGGAUUUUCUUAUUGGCCACAUCUGGAAGUAGUUCUCUUCAUGAUUAUCUUGAUAUUCUAUUUGAUGACACUUUCAGGGAAUCUAUUCAUCAUCAUCCUGUCAUACCUGGACUCCCACCUCCACACUCCCAUGUACUUCUUCCUUUCAAACCUCUCUCUUCUGGAUCUCUGCUACACCACCAGCUCUAUUCCCCAGUUGCUGGUCAACCUCAGGGGCCCAGACAAGACCAUUUCUUAUGCUGGCUGCAUGAUUCAACUCUACUUUGUCCUUGCACUGGGGUCCACAGAGUGUGUCUUACUGGUGGUGAUGUCCUAUGACCGCUAUGCUGCUGUGUGCAGACCUUUACAUUAUGCUGUUCUCAUGCACCCUCGUUUCUGCAAAUUGUUAGCUUUUGUCUCUUGGGUAAGUGGCUUUAUUGCAUCAGCACUUCAUUCCUCCUUUACCCUCUUGAUACCUCUGUGUGGACACAAUCAAGUGAAUCACUUCUUCUGUGAAGUGCCAGCAUUGUUACGAUUGUCCUGUGUUGAUAUCCAUGCUAAUGAGUUAACCCUCAUGGUCAUGAGCUCCAUUUUUGUUGUCAUACCACUUAUUCUCAUUCUGAGCUCUUAUGGUGCCAUUGCUCAGGCUGUACUGAAGAUGCAAUCAAUCAGUGGACUUCAGAAAGUCUUUAAGACAUGUGGAGCCCACCUUAUGGUGGUUUGCCUCUUUUUCAUUCCAGUAAUGUGCAUAUACCUCCAACCUCCAACAGAAAAUUCUCAAGACCAAAACAAGUUCAUUGCCCUGUUUUAUACUGUUGUCACACCUAGUCUCAACCCGCUAAUCUACACCCUCAGAAACAAAGAUAUAAGAAGGGCAAUGAGGAGACUAAUUGGGUGGAAGAGAAAGAUGUGA